AUGGCCAAGAACAAGGAUGACAUAGAUUAUGCAACUUCACAGGCAAGACAUUCAGAAGACGAAGGAGUGAGAGUGCUCUAUAAACAUGGCACUCCGUUGGAAGCAGGAAAGAUUGCCGACUCUGAUCCCGUUGAUGUGUUUUCAAGUGCUCGCAAUGUUUCAAAGGCACAACAAGGCUCAGAUUUUCCUCAGUCUGAUCAGCAGCAGUCUCAGCUGCAGCAACAUAAGGAUACUUCGGAUAUUGAUACCAAAGAAGCAGAAAGAGAAGGAAAUUCUGCAGUGGAUUUCUCCACUGGUGCUCCUCGCUUGCCCAAAAAGGGUGCUCCAUCAGCUGGCUACGAAUAUUGAGACCACACUUGGGUACUUGUUUCUUGGGAUCAUGUUGAGUGAAUCCGGCUUUCUUGCUGUGUCUUGCCGAAUCAAGUUGGCUUUUUUUUU
Messenger RNA from Neltuma alba, 438 nucleotides. RefSeq lists its product as uncharacterized. Gene Ontology annotation, biological process: seed dormancy process. The coding region runs from base 1 to 348 and encodes 115 amino acids. Lineage: Eukaryota; Viridiplantae; Streptophyta; Magnoliopsida; Fabales; Fabaceae. The transcript has a single exon. The record is from RefSeq and is a predicted model, not a curated record.